UAGCUUCUCUAUUAAUACAGUCCUCCUCAUCUACAGCGGCAAACAAUCCGUCCAUCUAGCCUUCAAGAGAAACUUACCAUCCAUACAUCACUGAGAGAGAGAACAAUAGAAGCUGCAGUUGAUCAUCAUCAAUUAUCCAUCAUGUGUAAUCCAAAUGCUUCCACACAAACGCAGCAAAGCCAGCUUGAUGUUGAUCUUUUAAACGGCAUAAAAGACCCAGAAAAGCCCAAAACAGAACCAGAAUCAGCACCCUCCAUUACCGAGAUCAUCCCAGAGAUGAAAUCUCUCUUCAAUCUGGCUUUUCCUACUGCUCUAACGGCUCUUAUUUUAUACUCUCGGUCUAUCCUCUCCAUGCUGUUUCUUGGUCAUCUUGGUGACCUUGAGCUUGCCGCUGGCUCUCUGGCUAUUGCCUUCGCUAAUAUAACUGGAUAUUCAGUCCUUUCAGGGCUGGCUCUAGGCAUGGAGCCUCUGUGUUCACAAGCCUUCGGUGGUCAACGUCUAAAGCUUCUAUCUUUAACCCUUCAGCGCUCAGUAAUUUUCCUUCUAGUCUCUUCAAUACCCAUUUCUCUUCUCUGGCUCAACAUGUCCAAGAUCCUCUUAUAUCUUCAACAAGAUCCUAAUAUAACCCGUAUGGCUCACUCUUAUCUCAUCUUCUCCCUCCCUGAUCUUUUAACCAAUUCCUUCAUUCACCCAAUCCGCAUUUACCUUCGCGCUCAAGGCAUCACCCAACCAGUAACUUUAGCAUCCUUAGCCGGCACUGUUUUUCACUUGCCGAUUAACCUUUUUCUCGUCGGUCAUUUACGUCUCGGCGUUGCUGGAGUCGCAGCCGCAGCUGCCAUCUCCAACUUCUUUGUGCUUUUAUCUUUAGUUCUCUGCAUUUGGAUUUCUCGUUUGCACGAGCUUACGUGGACAAAGCCGACUCUCGACUGCUUGAGAGGCUGGAAGCCGCUGCUUAGGCUGGCAGCUCCAAGCUGUGUUUCAGUUUGUUUAGAGUGGUGGUGGUACGAGAUCAUGAUCGUUCUGUGUGGAAUUUUAGUGGACCCCCAAGCCACGGUGGCUUCCAUGGGUAUUCUCAUCCAAACGACGUCGUUGCUCUACGUGAUCCCGUCCUCCCUCGGCUUUGCGGUAUCCACACGUGUGGGUAACGAACUUGGUGCUAACCGUCCUAAAACCGCGAAAUUAUCCGCUGCAGUGGCGGUGUUUUUAGCUGCAAUGAUGGGCCUAUCAGCUACGGUUUUUGCAUCCGGGAUGAGAAAUAGGUGGGGCAGGAUGUUCACUAACGAUGUUGAGAUCCUACGGUUGACAUCAUCCGCUUUGCCGAUCCUAGGGCUGUGCGAGCUCGGUAACUGUCCACAAACAGUAGGAUGUGGGGUCCUGAGAGGCAGUGCACGCCCAUCCACAGCAGCUAACGUGAACCUCGGUGCAUUCUAUUUUGUAGGAAUGCCAGUGGCUAUUGGACUCGGGUUUUAUCUUCAGGUCGGGUUUUGUGGUCUCUGGCUUGGUCUAUUGUCGGCCCAGGUUUGUUGCGCUGGACUCAUGUUGUACGUUGUAGGUACUACCGACUGGGAUUUUCAAGCCGAUAGAGCUCAGAUGCUAACAUGCGCAGAAUGUGUAGUACUGUAUUAGUUUGUGACCCUAAAGGCGAAGAACAGCAGCCGUUGAUGUCUAUUACAGUGACGUCGCCUUAGUUUUUUUUAUGGCUGUGAAUUAUUAUGUUUUUGGUUAGAACAGUUGGGGGUGUUGCAUAACGAGGAUAA
Mangifera indica (mango) is the source of this 1757-nucleotide messenger RNA. RefSeq names its product protein DETOXIFICATION 51-like. Lineage: Eukaryota; Viridiplantae; Streptophyta; Magnoliopsida; Sapindales; Anacardiaceae. Gene Ontology annotation, cellular component: membrane. Bases 142 to 1626 code for a protein of 494 amino acids. Gene Ontology annotation, biological process: xenobiotic detoxification by transmembrane export across the plasma membrane. The record is from RefSeq and is a predicted model, not a curated record. The transcript has a single exon. Gene Ontology annotation, molecular function: antiporter activity; xenobiotic transmembrane transporter activity.